AACCUCCAUGUGCCAAGAAUAGACCAGCAGCCAGAAAAAAACCCACGCUGCUCAAAGAUCGAGGGACACUUCUGAAUCGACUGGAUGUGUCGCAGAACAAACAGGAAUUCUCAAGUUGAAGGUUUAGCAUUGUGGUGCACCGCACUGUUUUCUUUAACAAGCUGUUUCUGUUGGCAUGUGGUCUUAAAUCUUUGCUCUCGGCUGUUUUGCUGCCGUCAAAGAGCACGUGACAGUGAGAGCUGCAGCAGGGAAAAGCAGACGGGAGACGAGCCGGUGGACUAAACUUAUUGUUCUGUCCUCUUUUUUUCCAUUUCACUGGCUGUUUGGAAUUCUUCAGGAGACUUGUCUUCCCUUAUUUGGUGACUUUGUGAAUGUGUGAUUGGAGCAGUGGUUGUGUGAGAGGUGCUUUGCAUCUUUGGACAUUUGGAGUUUUAAUAAAUAACAUAUGGCACCAGGCAGUAUUAAAACUGUUAUAACGGGCUAAACUUGGUCAGUGAGAUGAAUCCUUUCAGGCAACAUUUUAUGAUACUAUUAGAGUGGAUAAACUUCUGGCUGAAAUAUGUUCUUACAAGACUUUGGGGAGAUUUUCCAGCAGUCAAAAGUCAGAUCGCAUCCCCAGGUAUCACAGAUACGGAAUCACUCAAAGCAGACUCAGAUGAGUGGAAAACCAAUGAGGCACUUCGCACAUAUCUCCCUGAAGAUGGAGAUGAAACCACUGUGAUAGUCCAAACUAGCACAUAUGCCUUCCAUGUGGACCUUGGGAGACUCUCGGAGUGCAGCGAGUACUUCCGAGCCUUGUCCCAGUCCAGAAUGAGAGAGACCUCGGAGAGCCUCGUCCACCUAGACCACGUGUCCUCCUCCGUCUUCCACAAUCUCCUUGAGUUCUCCUUCCAUAAUAAGUUUAAAGUCCCUCAGGAGGAGUUGUGCACACACAUCCAGGUCAGCAGCUAUCUCCUGGCCGAGGCCUUCCUCUCAAAGUGCCUGUCGGUCCUCGCAGAUGAACUCAACCCAGGUAACUGUUUGUCUUACCUGAGUCUGGCUCAGGAGAUCUGCUGUGUGGAGCUGAAGACGACUGUGUUCACCUAUUUGAGUAGAAACCUGCUGGAGCUGCCUCACCUCAUCAAGUGUCUGAAUGAUGCAGAGAAGAAAAAAGUCGUCCACCUGAGGAUACAAGGAGACCGACGUCUCUGCAGCCUCAGGAAAGAGAACCUGACUACUUGGAAAGACCCAGAAACGGAACAUGCCCGACACAUGUUCACCCUGAAAGGGUCGGAAGACAGCGGAGAUUGGUGUCCAGUUACAGAGCUUCCUUUCAGGGCUGAUAAGUGGUGCUUCACUACAGUGGUCCUGUAUAACUACCUGUAUGUAAUAGGAGGCUACCGGCAGCCUGUGAAGAGAGGAUGGGAGUUCAAGAUGGCUUCCUUCAGGUAUAAUCCCUUUACUCAUACGUGGGUCGCCACAGCUCCUCUGAUUAAGCGCAGAAGGCACUUCAGUGCAGUGGCCUGUGAAGGCUGUAUUUACGCCGUGGGAGGCUGGUACUUGGACUCGCUGGUGACCCCAGACUCCAGCACAGCUCUUUAUACAGCUGUGGAGCGCUAUGAUCCAUGGGAGGACACAUGGAGGUUUGUCUCCUCGCUGCCGCUCACUGACUUCCAGUUCACCGUGUCCCUGUCCCAUGAUGUGCCCCUUGUCACCAGCCUUGGACACUGUCUCUAUGUGUUGGGGAGCAUCCAGAGGACUGGAGAGAAACUGCUGCUGCAGUACAACACGAGGCAAGACUCCUGGUCUGAGCUGCUUCCCACCCUUACCAGAGCAGAUGCAGACCUCCCAACUCUUUACUUCCUGGGUGCCACCGACAGGCUGCUUGUGAUUGGUGGGAACAACUCAGAGAAUGUGGUGACAUCAUUCUGUUUGCGGUCUCAGAGAUGGGGGCAGGUGCACAUGGCAGAGAAAGUGGCAUUUGCAGGACAGGGGUCAGUUGUAGGUGACCAUGUCCUGCUGCCAAGUAUAGAGCACAACACUGUUGCAAGGAUGGAUCUCCAAACUCUCUCCCUCACAGUCCUUCCUCCUCUACCCAUCCCCACCCGCUACGAAGCUGUCUUUUAUCUUCACUUUUAAUGUUAUAGUUAGUUGUUUUUUUGCUUUACUGCACAUAUUUUGUGAUUGUUUUUGUGACUGCUUAAGUCUUUCUCAAACAUAAGGAGAUCAAUAGGUGGAUUAUCAUUAUAUCUUGUGUUUAAAGCUUAGUCCUUUGGCUUAAAGUGAAUUUGUAAGGGCAGAUUACAGUUUGACUUGUUAUUAUUAUUGAAUAUUGAGAACUUCAGAACUUGACUUCAAUAAAGUAUAAAAAAGAUAACUGCAGUAUAAAGUAUAAAGUGUAAAUUAUAAUUGCUUUUAACCAUGGUUCUGUUUGGACUUUAGAUCUUAUUAGACCACUUUAGAAAAUGGACUUGGUUCUGUACCUGUAUAUUCUGUAUAUAUACAGUAUAGUCUCUGCUUGUAAGAGAUUUUUAUUGGUUAAUAAGGGUAAUUCAUGAAUCUACAUAUGGUAUCCUGAAAUGUAAGACCCAAUCCAAGACUGGCGUAUAAUGUCUCCCUUUCUCUAUUCUUGAUGGCAUGAUUUAAACUCUGUGCUUUGCAAAAAUGUCACACAAGUAAGGCAACACAUUUCGUUUUCUAUCCUGUCCCAUUUUGUAAACCCUCUAAUCGAGGUAAAGUCAGGACACUUGAAUCUGCGGAUCAUAAUGUGACAUUUGCAUGCUGUUAUGCUUAUCACACCAUCACAUUAGCAUUACCACAGUUAAAUACUGCGUGCCACUCUCAUCGAAAAGGAAAACGUGAUAUUGCUCUCGGUUGCGUCCUCAUACAGCACUGCAGCAGAUUCAGUUACACAGCAGAGACCUCAAGGCACAUGGGGUUAGGCUCUGUCUAUGUU
Molecule: messenger RNA, 2935 nt
Organism: Sebastes umbrosus (honeycomb rockfish)
Lineage: Eukaryota; Metazoa; Chordata; Actinopteri; Perciformes; Sebastidae
Product: kelch repeat and BTB domain-containing protein 11
Exons: 8
Coding region: 499-2118 (539 amino acids)
Molecular function (GO): protein binding
Source: RefSeq, a predicted model, not a curated record